AUGUCCUUGAAUAUUUUCACAUCGACGCUGCUGCGCGUCCAAAAUGCUGUUCCCUCCACCUGUCGCUGGAGUUCGACUGCGGCCGUGAGUGCCUUCACAGCGCAGAGAUCCACGCAACAACGAUCCGCACCUAAGAAUGACCGAUUCCCCAACAAACGCCGAGUUCCCAACCGUAUGCGCUUCCUCGAGGACCAGAAAGUUCAGAGCGAGAGCCGAGCAUUGGAGAGAUUCCAGACUCGUGAAUGGAAGGCCGGUGAUGUCUAUGCUCCUCAUGAUCUUAGCCCUGCCGAGAUGAAGAAAUGGGGAAAGCGCAAGGCUCCCUCGCGUGAUGCUUUCGACGCCUUAAAUAUGAACCCAUUGGACCUAUACAAGAACUUCUCCGUCAUGUCCGAAUACGUGUCUGCUAUGGGCCGCAUCAAGCACCGAGGCGAAACUGGUCUUCGUCCUGUGAACCAACGGAAGAUUGCAAAGGCCAUCCGGAGAGCCAUGGGACUUGGUCUUAUGCCAUCCGUCCACCGACACCCUGAAAUCCUGGCCUCAGAAAUCAGAUCCAAGAUUGGACAUUACUAG
Molecule: messenger RNA, 570 nt
Organism: Penicillium malachiteum
Lineage: Eukaryota; Fungi; Ascomycota; Eurotiomycetes; Eurotiales; Aspergillaceae
Product: mitochondrial 37S ribosomal protein bS18m
Exons: 3
Coding region: 1-570 (189 amino acids)
Biological process (GO): mitochondrial translation
Cellular component (GO): ribosome; mitochondrial small ribosomal subunit
Molecular function (GO): structural constituent of ribosome; small ribosomal subunit rRNA binding
Source: RefSeq, a predicted model, not a curated record